AUGGUGCUCGCGCAGUUAGGGGGUACCAUCACGCGUGCUCUUCAGCAGAUGAGCAAUGCGACCAUCAUCGACGAGAAGGUGCUGAAUGAUUGCCUCAACGAGAUCACGCGCGCUCUCCUCCAAGCCGAUGUGCAGUUCAAGCUCGUCGCCGAUAUGAAGAACAACAUUAAGAGGAUCGUCAACCUCGAUGAUCUCGCCGCUGGCCACAAUAAGCGCAGAAUAAUCCAACAGGCUAUUUUUAAUGAGCUGUGCAAGAUAUUAGAUCCAGGAAAGCCUUCAUUCACUCCAAAAAAGGGGAAAACUAGUGUUAUUAUGUUUGUUGGUCUACAAGGUGCUGGGAAAACGACUACAUGUACAAAAUAUGCAUAUUACCAUCAGAAGAAGGGUUGGAAGCCUGCUCUGGUCUGUGCAGAUACAUUUAGAGCUGGUGCCUUUGACCAAUUGAAGCAGAAUGCCACUAAAGCUAAAAUUCCUUUUUACGGGAGCUACACGGAGUCUGAUCCUGUAAGAAUUGCAGUGGAAGGUGUUGAGAGGUUUAAGAAAGAAAAUUGUGAUCUUAUAAUUGUAGAUACUAGUGGACGUCACAAGCAGGAAGCAUCUCUUUUUGAAGAGAUGCGCCAAGUUUCUGAAGCAACAAAACCAGAUCUUGUGAUAUUUGUCAUGGACAGCAGCAUUGGUCAAGCUGCAUUCGAUCAAGCUCAAGCUUUCAAGCAAAGUGUUUCAGUUGGUGCUGUGAUCAUCACCAAGAUGGAUGGGCAUGCUAAGGGAGGUGGUGCUCUUAGUGCCGUUGCAGCCACAAAAAGUCCUGUCAUAUUUAUUGGGACGGGUGAACAUAUGGAUGAGUUUGAAGUAUUUGAUGUCAAACCAUUUGUUAGUCGUCUUUUAGGUAUGGGUGACUGGUCAGGAUUCAUGGACAAAAUUCAAGAAGUUGUUCCUAUGGAUCAACAACCUGAGCUUCUCCAGAAGCUAUCAGAAGGCAACUUUACUUUGAGGAUUAUGUACGAGCAGUUUCAGAAUAUACUCAAAAUGGGCCCUAUUGGUCAGGUUUUCUCCAUGCUUCCAGGUUUUAGCCAAGAGUUGAUGCCGAAAGGACGUGAAAAGGAGAGCCAGGCAAAGAUCAAAAGAUACAUGACAAUGAUGGACUCAAUGACUAAUGAAGAGCUGGACAGUUCGAAUCCGAAGCUGAUGAACGAGUCACGGAUAAUGCGGAUAGCUCGAGGGUCCGGGCGGCCGGUGAGGGACGUGCUGGAGAUGCUGGAGGAGUACAAGCGGCUGGCGAAGAUAUGGAGCAAGAUGAAGGGGCUAAAGAUCCCCAAGAAAGGUGAGAUGAGUGCGUUGUCCCGCAACAUGAACGCGCAGCACAUGAGCAAAGUGUUGCCGCCACAGAUGCUGAAGCAGAUUGGCGGCAUGGGUGGACUCCAGAACCUCAUGAAACAGAUGGGCUCCACCAAGGACAUGAUGGGUAUGUUCGGUGGUGGUGCCGAUAAGUGA
Molecule: messenger RNA, 1491 nt
Organism: Striga hermonthica
Lineage: Eukaryota; Viridiplantae; Streptophyta; Magnoliopsida; Lamiales; Orobanchaceae
Source: the annotation of a GenBank genome assembly